AUGCCUCUUGCAAGUCACGUCAACCCUGAGGAUAUCGUCCAACGAUUGCAGGCAACCCACAUCACGCCCGCCGGACAUGCCAACAUUCUCAGCCAUGCUACCUCUGCACACAUCCAGCCCUAUGAUAGUCGCUACACCAGUCAAACAAACAUCCCCAAGUACAAAAUCCCCGAUGAAGGUGCCCCGGGAGAUACUGUUUUCCAAAUGAUCAGGGAUGAACUGGAUCUCGACGGGAAGCCCAACCUCAACCUGGCGAGUUUCGUCGGUACUUGGAUGGAGCCUAAUGCCACCCAGCUCAUGCAGGAGAACCUGUCCAAAAAUCUGUCUGAUGCAGACGAGUACCCCGCCAUGAUGGACAUGCACCAGCGCUGCAUUAGCAUCAUCUCGCACCUCUGGGGCGUCCAGCCUGGCGAGAAAGCCAUUGGUUCUGCGACCACCGGCUCGUCAGAGGCCAUCCACCUCGGCGGCCUCGCCAUGAAGCGGAGAUGGCAGAUCAAGCGCAAGGAGCAGGGCAAGGACGCCUCAAAACCCAACAUCCUCAUGGGCUCCAACGCCCAGGUUGCGCUCGAGAAAUUCGCGCGCUACUUUGACGUCGAGGCCCGCAUCCUGCCGGUCAGCAAGAAGAGCCACUACCGCCUGGAUCCGGCCCUUGUGAGGGAGAACGUGGACGAAAACACCAUCGGCGUCUUCGUCAUCCUUGGCAGCACGUACACGGGCCACUAUGAGCCCGUCGAGGAGAUUUCCCAGAUCCUUGACAAGUACCAGGACGAGACCGGCAUCGAUAUCCCCAUCCACGUCGACGCUGCGUCUGGUGGUUUCAUUGCCCCUUUCACCCACGCAGGUGUCGGCGGGUCCAAGUGGAACUUCGAGCUCCCUCGUGUCAAGUCGAUCAACGUCUCCGGGCACAAGUAUGGCCUCGUCUACGCCGGCCUGGGCUGGAUCAUCUGGCGCGACCAGUCCUUCCUGCCAGAGGACCUCAUCUUCGAGCUGCACUACCUCGGCGGCACCGAAAAGUCCUUUACCCUGAAUUUCUCUCGCCCUGGCGCUCAGGUCAUCGUCCAGUACUACAACCUCAUCCACCUGGGCUUCGACGGUUACCGCUCCAUCAUGGAAAACUGUCUCUCCAACGCUCGCCUUCUUGCCCAGAGCCUAGAGGCCACGGGAUGGUACAUCGUCGUGUCCGACAUCCACCGUCGUGCCCCCCACAAGGCGGCCAGCGACGCCGUGAAGUCGAUCGUCGGCCAGGCCACCAGCACUGUCGGAGGCGAAGAUGCGGCGCCACGGGAGACUUCUGCCGAUUACGUAGCCGGCCUUCCUGUCGUCUCUUUCCGCCUGACGGACGAGUUCAAGAAGAAGUACGCGCACAUUAAGCAGGAGACCAUCUCCCUCAUGCUCCGCGCCCGCGGCUGGAUCAUCCCCAACUACCCGCUCCCGCCCAACGAGGAGAAGAUUGAGAUCCUUCGGGUCGUCAUCCGCGAAACUAUGACCUUUGACCUGCUCGAGCGUCUGCUCACGGACAUCGCCGAGGUCACCGAGGCGCUCAUCGAAAACGAUGAGAUUGAUCUGCAGGUGUUGAAGAAGCACCACAGCCGCAGACGGGUGCACGUCAAGGACGAUGAGACGAAGAACAAGAAGGACGGCGCGAAGGGCGCGGUUACGGAGUCCGGAAACGAGGUCCAGUCGAUGAAGGACGGUAUUCAUCGUGCCGUGUGUUGA
This is a messenger RNA of Colletotrichum higginsianum IMI 349063, 1716 nucleotides long. RefSeq names its product Glutamate decarboxylase. Lineage: Eukaryota; Fungi; Ascomycota; Sordariomycetes; Glomerellales; Glomerellaceae. Bases 1 to 1716 code for a protein of 571 amino acids. Gene Ontology annotation, molecular function: glutamate decarboxylase activity; pyridoxal phosphate binding. Gene Ontology annotation, cellular component: cytosol. The record is from RefSeq and is a predicted model, not a curated record. The transcript is spliced from 4 exons. Gene Ontology annotation, biological process: L-glutamate catabolic process.